Messenger RNA from Megalops cyprinoides (Indo-Pacific tarpon), 594 nucleotides. RefSeq names its product L-asparaginase 1-like. The record is from RefSeq and is a predicted model, not a curated record. Lineage: Eukaryota; Metazoa; Chordata; Actinopteri; Elopiformes; Megalopidae. The coding region runs from base 1 to 594 and encodes 197 amino acids. Gene Ontology annotation, molecular function: asparaginase activity. The transcript is spliced from 5 exons.
AUGAGUGAAAUAGUCUUUCCGUCUUCCUUUAGUGAGAAGGCAACAGAUGAUUGUCCUGGAAACAUCCAAGUACUUUACCACAUUGAGGAGGUCCUGAAGCCUAUUGACUCCUCUAAGAUGUUGCCCCAGAACUGGAGUGACAUUGCCAACAAAAUCCUGACAGAGGAUAGAACUCAUAAGUAUGAUGGGUUUAUCAUCCUACAUGGAACAGACACAAUGGCCUACACCUCUUCAGCCCUGUCUUUCCUUCUGCAUGGAAAAAUUAGGAAACCGGUUGUACUGACAGGAGCACAGAGGACACUCUUUGAGCCACGCAGCGAUGCAGUGGACAACAUGCUGGGAUCUCUGCUCAUUGCUGGCUGCUAUGCACCGCUCCAACAGGUAUCUCUGUUUUUUGACAACAAAUUAUUCCAAGGAAACAGAGUGACAAAAUUUGACAGCAAUUCAUUUGAAGCAUUCACCAGCCCAAAAUUCAAACCCCUGGUUGAAAUGGGAGUUGAUAUUACAGCCAAGGAAAGAGGAGUGCUGUUCCUCAACUGCUGCCAGGUUUUCAAAGGGGUGGUGGAGGCUAUCUACAACGUGUCAUCGGUAUGA